Aspergillus campestris IBT 28561 is the source of this 1766-nucleotide messenger RNA. Its product is annotated as putative C2H2 finger domain protein. The coding region runs from base 402 to 1766 and encodes 454 amino acids. Gene Ontology annotation, molecular function: DNA-binding transcription factor activity. The record is from RefSeq and is a predicted model, not a curated record. NCBI's taxonomy places the organism in Eukaryota, Fungi, Ascomycota, Eurotiomycetes, Eurotiales, Aspergillaceae. The transcript has a single exon.
GAAAAAAAGAAAAAAUAAUAAAAAAGAUGGGAAAACAAAGAAAAGGGGGACAGGAGAAUGGCGCUGCAGGGGGCACUGCUGGUCGUGUUCGUGACGGGGAUGCUCUCGCUAACACCAACCAAUCCGUUUAGCGUCGUGACUGACGCAUCAAGUCUGCCGAUCGUUUUGGCUCGGAAAGAAUGCGGCUCAAAAUUCGCCUGACUGUUGUCUCCCUCGUGGGAAGAGGACCGAGCAGGGCCCUUUGGCCCCAGCUAUACUGCCCCCGCCAAGCCAUGCUUGGUUUUAUAUACGUUGACCCUGCCGUGGGAAUCGCGAUUUAAUUCAACCGUUUUUCAUUCUUCCUUCUCCCAGUUCCUUGCACUUCUGGAUCCUGCAUUCCAUCCGGUAUCUAUAUUUCAACCAUGGAGCGAUUCCCUUCCACCCCCGUCUUUGCGGACUAUCCGCACGUCGAAGACGGCUCGCCCGUGCAGGACUAUGAGCUCUUCCCGCCGGAAUCGCGCGCCUACGCGGGCCCCUGGCCCGACGCCUCUUACAUCCAUCCACAGGGACAGCUGUCUCUCAUGGAUGCUCCUCCCAAAAGUCCCUUCCUUUCUCCCGCCCCAUGGUACAGCUCGACAGUACUGCCGCAGGGGCUGCCGCACGGGAAGCCGGCGCCCAUGUCCGAUUAUGCCUCUUGGGGCUCCGAUCUAUCCACCACCUCCGGCGCCGAUAGUCCGCGCAGCACCAGCGGCAGCUGGGUCGGCGGUGCCGGUUGCUAUAUGUCGCCUCCGUACACCAGCGACGACGCCAUGCUGCAGGUUCCGGACCACUGGGGGUGCCCGUCGCCCGUCGCGAGCAGCUACCAAUCCGUGUCCCCGGCGCAGGUCUACUACCCCGAUCCGGAACCCAUUGUCAGCCUGGGGGCCCACCCGGUGCCUCUCAUGCGCGACACGCCCCCGGCGUUGGUCUAUCCCACGGCGCCCCACCCGGAGGAGCACCAGCUUCCCGUCCUGGGACGCGUCCCCGAGCACGACGCGGAUGAACUUGCCUCUCCGCCGCCAAGCCAACCACAACCGCGCCGCCAGAAGUCCAAACGCUCCUCUGGUGGCGUGGUGAAGGACAUCACCUCCCGCAAGGACCCCGCCCAGAUGACCGGAUCGGCCUCGCGGUCCGUUGCCAAGCCGCGGAGUAAAAAGGGCAGCAGCACACCCAACCGCAUCUUCAUCUGCAGCUUCUCACACUACGGCUGCCGCAGCACCUUCACCUCCAAGAACGAGUGGAAGCGACAUGUAUCCUCGCAGCACGUCAAGGUAGGCUUCUACCGAUGCGACGUCGGCCGCUGCAACACCAACAACAUGCGCAAGCUGGCGUCCGCGCGCGGCGCCUCCGGCGACGAAGCCCGCCUGUCCAACGACUUCAACCGCAAGGACCUCUUCACCCAGCACCAGCGCCGCAUGCACAGCCCCUGGGUCACCCGCAACAGCAAGCAGCCCGUCACCAGCGACGAGCGCCAGGCGUUCGAAGAGACCCUCGAGGGCGUCCGCAACCGUUGCUGGCAGCAGCAGCGCGCGGCGCCCGAAAAUAGCCGCUGCGGCUUCUGCGGGCAUCAGUUCUCGGGCCAUCUGAGCUGGAACGACCGCAUGGAGCACGUGGGCCGACACUUCGAAAAGGGCGACUUCCAUCCCCACGCCGAGCAGGAGGACCCUGCGCUGCGCCAGUGGGCGAUCGAGGAGGGCGUCAUUGAAACUGUGGGAGGACAGUGGCGGUUGACGUCUGACAUGAAGUGA